Molecule: messenger RNA, 2433 nt
Organism: Fragaria vesca subsp. vesca
Lineage: Eukaryota; Viridiplantae; Streptophyta; Magnoliopsida; Rosales; Rosaceae
Product: ankyrin-3-like
Exons: 2
Coding region: 228-2213 (661 amino acids)
Molecular function (GO): protein binding
Source: RefSeq, a predicted model, not a curated record
CUCUGCAACAACAAUGGCUCUUCUUGCUUAAACUCCAAGUUCCCAGCUUAAACUCUACUUGGUUUCAUCUAAAAGGAGUCAAGCUUUAGCUUUCUUGAACUUUCCCACUCAAGAAAGCAAGUUCUUUCUUUCUUUCCAUUUCAGGCCUUUUGUCACUUUCACAGUUUCACUUCAUGAACCGCUGUGAGGAGUUGAUAUAACUCGUAGUUUGGUUUUCCGGCGUCACAAUGCCGCCGUCGUACUUCCCUCUCCGGUGGGAAAGCACCGGAGACCAAUGGUGGUACGCGUCGCCUAUUGACUGGGCAGCAGCCAACGGCCACUACGACCUCGUCAGCGAGCUUCUUCACCUCGACACCAACCUCCUCAUAAAGCUGACGUCCCUCCGCCGCAUCCGCCGCCUCGAAACCGUGUGGGACGACGAGGCUCACUUCAGUGACGUGGCGAAAUGCCGCUCUCAAGUCGCCAAGAGGCUUCUCCACGAGUGCCAGACGCAGAGUGGCCACAACUCUCUGAUCCGGGCCGGCUACGGCGGCUGGCUGCUCUACACCGCCGCCUCAGCCGGUGACGUGGCGUUUGUUAAAGAGUUGUUGCAAAGAGACCCUCUUUUGGUGUUUGGGGAGGGAGAGUAUGGUGUGACUGAUAUCUUUUACGCUGCCGCUAGGAGUAGGAAUGGUGAGGUUUUCAGGGUGCUGCUAGACUUCUCGGUGUCGCCGAGGUUUGGUGAUCGCAAUGGGGAGGUGGUGGAGAGUAGGUCGGAGUUCAAGUGGGAGAUGAUGAACCGGGCGGUUCAUGCGGCGGCGAGAGGUGGAAAUCUAGAGGUUUUGAGGGAGUUGGUUGGGGGAUGUGGUGAUGUUUUGGCUUAUAGGGAUGCUCAGGGCUCUACUGUCUUGCAUACUGCCUCUGGUAGAGGGCAGAUUGAGGUGGUUAAGUAUCUGAUAGCAUCCUUUGAUAUCAGCACCUCUGUAGAUAGUCAAGGGAACACAGCUCUACAUGUUGCCGCUUACAGGGGUCACUUGGCUGUGGUGGAAGCGCUAAUUGGUGCAUCUCCCUCGCUAGCCUCUUUAUCGAACUACUAUGGAGAUACAUUUCUGCAUAUGGCAGUGGCUGGUUUCCGAGCUCCUGGUUUCCGGAGAGUGGACAAACAGAUUGAGCUCAUCAAGCAAUUAGUAUGCGGUGAUAUUGUGAACAUGCAGGACAUCAUUAAUGAUAGGAAUAACAAUGGAAGAACUGCUCUUCACAUAGCUGUAAGUGAGAACAUUCAGUCUAGUGUAGUGGAACUCCUCAUGACUGUUCCAUCAAUAGAUCUGAACAUCCGUGAUGGUGAUGGCAUGACGCCGCUAGAUAUUCUUAAGCAAAGGCCAAAGUCACCGUCUUCUGAACUUUUGAUCAAGCAGUUGAUUUCAGCUGGAGGCAUCUCCAAGUGUCAAGACCAUAAAGCAAGGAGUGCCAUUGUUUCUCAUUUGAGAAUGCAUGGUAUUGGGAAUAGUCCUGGAACCUCUUUCCGAAUCCCUGAUGCAGAGAUAUUCUUGUACACAGGCAUUGACAAUGCUUCUGAUGCCAGUGGUGAUCAGUCAUGUUUACAAUUCAGUAGGUGCUCAGGUGAAAUAAGUCAGGUUGAUUCGCCUAACUCAGUGAGCAAUAAGAAGAUUGGUUCUGUGAAUAAUGCUGCAAGGCGCCUUAAGUAUCUUCUUCAAUGGCCAAGGAGGAAAGAAAAAAAGGAAUCUAGCAGAGACUUGGGAGAUGCUGAUUCCGUGGAUUCAUAUAGUCCAUCUACAGAUUUGGAAGACAAUCCAAUCCCACUUCGGCAGAUGUACUCAAAAUCUUCAUCCCUUCCCAACAACAAAAGGAUACAGUCUGCUAGGACUUAUCUUCCAAGCCCCUAUACCAAAAUGAAGUAUACUGCUGGUCUAACACAUGGUGUAAUUCAAGCAGUGCCUAAUUUUGCUUUUCCAGCUCAAUCAAAUGUAAGUCCUCUGUCACGAUCAUCAAUGUCUUCACCUGCCUUGGUGGACAAGGAGAAGGGUGUUGACGAUGCAGGAUUGUCUCGUGCAAAUGGGAAAGCAUCAGUGGUGCACUCCAGACAAAGUUCCUACAAUAGGAAGUUGAUAAACCACUAUUUGUGUGUUGGUGCACAAGGUGUGGAGGCUGAAGAAUCAAUUAGCUCUACAUGGCCAACUCGGAGCUUCAAGCAUUCCACUUCCUUAGUUGCUUGAUCAGACUGUACAAACGAGUCAGCCGUCUUGGUUACACCUAUAGAUAGAGAAGAAUUUUGGUGAGUUCUCUCAAAAAGUUCUGUUCUUUAUAUCUAUUGUGUCUUUGUUUUUGCUUCCAAUAUAGAUCACAUGUUCUGUAUAUCCAUAGUUGGUGUGAGCUUGUCCAUGGCUAUUGUAUCGUUCUCAACAUGAUCAAUACAAGAUCUUUGUUAUCGAAAUU